AUGCCCCACUUGCCACUGCUGCUAUCGUUUUGUCUUGUCGACUCGGCGUACGGAAUCGUCGCAAAUCCGCAGAAUCCCAAAUCUACGCACAUUCACAGAUACGAGCGCCGAGGGGCACACAUCAAUUUGGAACCUAGACCCGCGAUCCACGGAAUUUCGCAGAUCCGUUGUUCGGAAGGCGAUGGGAUGCGAGGAGAGGAUAAGCUGCGCACUAUAAGCGACGCAUCUACAUGCGUCGUCUUGACGUCAGUGUCCCAACAUAACACAGAAGCACUAAGGAUACUUACGAAAUACGGCCAGGCUCUAUUACAGCCCUGA
Volvox carteri f. nagariensis is the source of this 318-nucleotide messenger RNA. RefSeq lists its product as uncharacterized. Bases 1 to 318 code for a protein of 105 amino acids. The transcript has 5 exons. NCBI's taxonomy places the organism in Eukaryota, Viridiplantae, Chlorophyta, Chlorophyceae, Chlamydomonadales, Volvocaceae. The record is from RefSeq and is a predicted model, not a curated record.